Molecule: messenger RNA, 4427 nt
Organism: Psylliodes chrysocephalus
Lineage: Eukaryota; Metazoa; Arthropoda; Insecta; Coleoptera; Chrysomelidae
Source: the annotation of a GenBank genome assembly
UCACUAGUUUGAAGUGCAAUGCAUUGUCAAAGUGUACAAUGAAAGUGCUCUUGAAAUUAGUUUAAACUAAAAGAAAUCGAUACUUUUUUCAUAUAUAUCUUUAUUAUAUUAAAAUAAAUCGUUACGUUAAUUUUUAGGUAAUAAACUAUUAAAAUUUUGAUUACCAAAUUAGCACGUUUUCAGAAAGGUUAAACGAGCCUUGACAUGUCUAAUUAGCAUAAAGAUCAUCAAAAUAUUAAAUCACAAUGAACAAAAAGAAGCACCAAAACGAUCCCAGCGGUGAUAAUUCAUCAGAAUCGGCUGAUGAGAACCAAAAUAAUGUUGAGUGUGUUCACAUCAACAAGGCUGUUGAUUUAUCAAAGGUGAGAAAAGUCCUUACUCGUACUGGAUUUUUAACAGAUUGCGAUGAAUGUAAAAAACUGCCACCUUCCAAUGAUAUGGGGGAUAUCGAAUUCGACAAUACCCUAUGGUUGUGUUUGAAAUGUGGGAACCAAGCAUGCGGCAGGGGCCGAAAUAUGCAUGCUCUCAAACAUUUUAACACUCCUCAUUCAGAUUCUCAUGCGAUGUGUGUAAAUACGACUAUUUGGAGUGUUUGGUGCUACGAUUGUGAUGAGGAAAUUAAUUUAACUGCUAAGAAAAAACUAACUGAUGCUGUGGAAACUUUAAGAAAACAGGCUGAGUCAAAUAAGAUUAAACAAACACCAAGUAUACCUCAAUUAGCAGAUAGAGUCUUAGAUGUAAUUUCAACACUGCCACUGACUAAUACAGGAGCUACCCCAAAAAUGCAGAAUUCUGUAAAUUCCCUAUUCCCAAGGGCUAGAGGUUUAACAAAUUUAGGAAAUACCUGUUUUUUCAAUUCAGUAAUGCAAUGUCUAGGACAGACACCAUAUUUACUUAAAUUAUUAGAAGAAACCUCAUUAGAAGAUCAAUAUUUUAAACUACCUGGUGGAAAGUUGACUCUAGAAAAUAAAGAAACUAUUGAGUUAGAACCUUUAGAUGGAACUCUUGAGAAGUGGAGACCUUUAACAAUGACUUUAGCAGACACAUUAAGGGAGCUCCAAAGUGGUAGACAAGAAGUGUUUCUUCCAAGACCGCUUCUCUCAAGGCUGACUUCAAAAAUGCCCCAGUUUGGAGGUGGAGAUCAACACGAUUCUCAUGAAUUGUUGAGACAUUUGUUAGAAGCAGUAAGGGAAGAAGAUUUGAGGAGAUAUAAAAUUGUUAUUCUUCAGAAACUGGUUGGUGGAUCACAUACUAGCCUUGUUUUAGGCCUGAAUAAUAAAACUGACCCGGCCACUGUUGAAGGUGAUAAAAAGAAAAUAGUCAAAUUUUACGGGCAACAAGCUUCUGAAAUGCUAUUACCCACAGAACAAGUUUUUAGGGGUGUACUGGUCAGUACACUUCAAUGUCAAGACUGCGGGCACACCUCUCAUAGAGACGAAUUUUUCCUCGAUUUGAGCUUACCUAUAAGCGAGAAACAGGUUCCGCCAGUUUUGAGAAGAAAAGCGGAAGAUUUGGACGAUAACAAACCAUCAAAACAUCAAAUUAAAAAAGAAAAACGUGCAGAAAGGAAGAAAAAUAAAAAACACAAGGCACUGGCAUCGAACACUAUUAUUUUUAAGCAAGAUGGUACUUUUGUCAGUAAAUCUGAUAGCGAAUCAGAUGCUGAUGUUGAGGAUAAUGCUGAUGACCCUGCAUUAAAAGUUGCUCAACGUGAAGACAUUCCCAAGGGUACUGAAUCUGGUUAUAACUCAGAUAAAAUCGACAACAGCAGUCCUGACUCAAAUAACAGAGGAGUGUCGCCGGAAAUGAGGGUAGACGACAGCGGAGUUCCUAGUCCCAUUAUUGGAAUGCUUAGUGUAUCUCCUGGUAGUCCUGAAAACAGUCCUGCAUCUAGUGAAACCAAUCUAGACACUUGCAGUAGUUCGAGUCCAGUAUGUGGAAAUAAUAGUCCAAAUGAUGAAGCGGUAGAAGAAUUUGAAAGGCCCGAGUCGAGGAUGGCAUUUGUAAGUAACAAAAACACGGAUCUAAAAGUUGAUCUAGAAAAACUUAGUUUAGUAAAUGCUGAUAAUUCUAAUAAGAACACGGAACUGUUUAAUCAAGACGAAGACAGCAAUAUGGAGGGUGCUUGCGGUCCUGUUCAACAGGAGGCUGAGAAGAUGGAAGAGGAUGAUGGUUUAGAAGAAGAAGACGACGAUGAAAACUUGUGGUCUGGUACCAUAUCCUCUCGUUAUCAGUGUGAGGAAGGUGAAUGUUCUGUACAGUCUUGUUUAAGUCAGUUUACCGAAUGUGAACUGAUGGCCGGUAACAACAAAGUUAGCUGCGAGUCUUGCACCAAGAGGCUCGGAGGGCCCGAGAAAAAGACCGUUUAUACCGACGCUUCGAAGCAGUUGCUCAUUUAUAACCCACCCGCUGUACUUAUUCUACAUUUAAAACGUUUCCAGGUUAAUAGGUUCCGUUCAGCUAAAGUCAACAAAAACGUGAAAUUCACGGCUCUACUGGACUUGGCACCCUUUUGCUCAAAACGCUCACAAAACCUACCAACUUUUGAAGCAGGUCAAACCAAAGUCCUUUAUUCUCUCUAUGGUGUGGUCGAACAUAGCGGCAGUAUCCACGGUGGUCAUUAUGUAGCUUACAUCAAAGUCCGAUCUCCUCUAGACGAAAACAGCUACAGAUGGCAGUAUCUACCCAAGAACCAAAAGACAAAAACUGAUAACAGUCCUAAGGGAGCGCUAGGUGAUCCUGAAGUACCCGCUGGAAGAUGGUUUUACAUUAGUGACUCAUAUGUUUCUGAGGUGUCCGAAUCUAAAGUCUUAGCUGCGCAAGCGUAUUUACUGUUUUAUGAAAGAAUUAUGUAGGUUUCUUUAAUUCCCAUUCCUAGAUUUUUGUAUUGGAAUUAUUAGUAUAGAUGUUAUAAAUACGUUCAUUUGAAGUAUCUUACAGAUUGUAAGGAUCACUCUGGAUAUACGUCAAUUUAUGGUCACUAAAUAAUUCGCUUUUCUCAGACUUAUUUUGCAACGAUGCUGUAAUAAUAUGUCACAAUAUUUGAUGAUGUGUUCAUUUAUCUUAUUGAAUAGAAUAACUCUAUUAAAAUUUAGUUUUUUGAUGAUAUACAAAUAAUCUGAUAAUGCCAUUAAAUUAUAUUCGAUUCUAUAAAAUAAUUAUACCUUUAUUUUGAGCUUUUAAAAUUUACUUUACAUAUAAUUUUACUGACAAUUUUAAUUUCGUCAUAAUAAUUUAUAGAACUCAUUACAUAUAAUAUUAGUAUUUUAAUCAUUUAUUUUCGGCAUUGCUGUAUAUCUUUAUUUUUUUUUUUACAGACAAAAAGGAAUUGAAUUAUACAUAAAAACUAUUACGGAUAUUUAUUUAGGUUAUUUUAUUCAAAUGUUGUAUGUUACAGACCAAAUCAUAUAUGUCUACAACAAGGGACAAAUCUCUUUUAGUAUGCGAGUUUAAUAAAAUGUGAAUUAUUGAAUGCAAAAUGUUUGGACCUAAUUGAUUACAUUUAAACUAAAUCAGAACGGAAUAUUGUUCAUUGGGCCUUUAUGAGCAAACCAACAAUUUAAAACCUGAAGAACUGUAUUAAUUAUCCUUUAUCUGCUAUUUUCUUCUAGGUAAAAUGUUUUUCUUGUUUCACAUAUUGUCUGUAACAUAUGGAGUCGCAUAUAGAACAAGCACUCCCUUCAUUUAUAUAUUGACUCAGUGAUUAUGUCCCAGCUCUGUACUAAGUAUUUAAAUGCCAAUAAAAUUGAAUACCUACCUAUGAAGAUGUUUAUAUUUAUUUUAAAUCCUGGAUAAAAUAUGCCUCAACUAUCUUUAAAGUGAUUAAAAAUCACCAAUUAAACGUUUUCUCAUUUAAAGACUUGAAUUGAAGGUAUUUAUAAAAAAAAUUUUGUUUAAUAAUGUUAUAUCUUGUAUAAAUUUACUUGAAAUGAACGAUACUUGAAUUUAAGGAAUUUUGUUUGAGAGUUUCAUUGUGAGUUGAAGUUUGUUAAAAGUAAGUUACUAAAUUAUGUUUCAUCGAAAAAUAGAGUAAUGGAGUGUUAGGUUGGCAGUAGGCUCAGUUUAUUUCAAGGGUGGCCCAAUUUUUGGGCUAUUAGCCAUUCCAUCUUUCAGCAUAUUUUUUUAAUAAAAGGCGCAUGGAUUGUGAGAUAUUUUUAAUCUUGGGGGCCAACCUUGGUUCAUUUACAGGUAUUCCUCAUAUCAAUAUCACAUUAUAAUUAGGAAAUCAAUAAUUUAUAUGAAUCUUAAAAGCAUUCUUUGUACUCAUACCUUCUAGAGAGAAGGCAUUUUGCCAGUCAAAAUCAAUGUAUUAUUUAAUUAACUUUACUCUUAAUGAAACCAUGUUUUAUCACUCUAUUUAAAUAUGAAACUGAUUGUCAUUUUUUUAAAUUCACAAUUGUGUAUUUAUUAAAAUUAUUUUAUACCUA